CAGGCUCCAGUUAGGGCUGUUAGCCUUGCCUGGGAGCGCCCCUGGGUCUUUAUCUAACCCCUAAAUCCCUUGAGGCAGCCCCUCUCAGGCUAGCCUGGCCCCCAGGCCCUUAGUCUGAUGUAGUUCCGCCCUCUCUUUCAUCAUCAAGGCCGUUUCCUAGGCGUCUCCAAGGCAGUGCCCCUUCUUAGAAUGAUCUUGACUGUUGGCCGGCGGGUGGAUUCGGAGGAGACUCUGAGGCCGGUCUGCUCCGCAGAUACAGCUUAUGAAAGCCCUCUUUUCCUAGUUGGAACCUGGCUAUUCCGACCCCCAACUUUAGGUGCCAGUUUCAUACCCUGAGCAGACUUGAACAAAGGCUGUGCCCUGACCUGACCUAGAGUGAGACCCCAGGAAAAGCCCCAGGAGACUGACGUGGAGCCAAUAUGAAUUGGAGUCUGGCACUUCCCAGUUCUCCAGGGUCUUCUUCUAACAAGCAUGGAGACAGGUUCAUUCCCUCCAGAGCUGGAGCCAACUGGGGCCUGUACUUCCAUAAACCGACUCAACCUGAGAAAUCACCCAAGCAGAAACGCAAAGCAAAGCAAGCCACCUUAGACAGUUGUCCAGUUAACCCUUUCUAUACUGCCUUGUUGAAGAACGAGCUACUAGGAGCUGGGAUCGAGAAUGUCCCACAUCCCAAAGGAGAGAGCCAAGGGCUGCAGUCUCCUAUACCACAUACAAAGAAUCUCUUCUCAUAUGCUCACAACACGAAGCGCUGGAGACCUGAUUCUGGUAGUGAAGUCUGUCCUUAUAUCUUAUCUCCCAUCAGCAACAAAAGUCAGACAUUACUAAAGUCCCAGCAGAAACCAAUCCGAAAAAUUUCUGAAAGCCCUUUCAAAAUCCUCGAGGCCCCAGAACUCCAAAAUGACUUCUACUUGAACCUGGUAGACUGGUCUUGCCUAAACAUCAUCACUGUGGGCCUGGGCAGCCGUGCUUACCUGUGGAAUGCUGCUACAUGCCAGGUGACUAAGCUGUGUGACUUGUCUAGUGAUGAAGAUUAUGUGACUUCUGUGAACUGGUCUGAACAGGGGAACUUGGUAGCAGUUGGAACAGACAAAGGCCUGGUACAGGUCUGGGAUGUAACUGCAGGGAAGAUGCUGUGCAAGUUGGAGGGUCACGCAGCUCGAGUUGGCGUGCUUGCCUGGAAUGCUGAUCAGAUUUCCUCUGGAGGCCGGGACACGAUGAUCCUCCAGAGAGACAUCCGGGCACCCCGCCCUCAGUCUGAGCGCUGGCUGAUAGGGCACAGGCAAGAGGUAUGUGGGCUAAAGUGGUCCGUAGAUCACCAGCUUCUGGCUUCAGGUGGAAAUGAUAAUACAGUUCUGGUCUGGAGCCUCUACAAUGUUAAGCCUGUCCAUAAGUACACCAAACAUGUGGCUGCCGUAAAAGCGAUUGCCUGGUCUCCCCAUCAACACGGCCUGUUGGCAUCAGGUGGUGGAACAGCAGACCGCAACAUUCGCUUCUGGAACACAUUGACGGGACAGCCCGUUCAGCAUAUUGAUACUGGUUCCCAAGUGUGCAAUCUGGCCUGGUCCAGACAUGACAACGAGCUGGUGAGCACCCAUGGAUAUGCCGAAAACCAGAUUGCCGUCUGGAGAUAUCCUUCCUUGACAAAAGUAGCCAAACUCAUAGGGCACUCCUACCGAGUUUUGUAUCUGGCAGUGUCUCCCGAUGGACAGUCCAUAGUUACAGGAGCUGGGGAUGAGACACUGAGAUUCUGGACUGUUUUUUAUAAAACUCAUUCUGCAAAGGAAGCUGCUUCUGCCCUCAGUCUCUUCACUAAAAUUCGGUAACUCUUCCAUCCCUCAAUCCAGGACCUAAGGACCAGGAAGCUACGGCACACAUGGCAAAGUGAUUAACGAAUCAUUGUGAGUGGAAUUCCAAUGAUACACAAGGGAUAGGACUAGCACACGGACCUGGAAAAUCUUUUGAGAUUCUUAUUAAAUUCUUAAUUGUGAA
Monodelphis domestica (gray short-tailed opossum) is the source of this 1989-nucleotide messenger RNA. NCBI's taxonomy places the organism in Eukaryota, Metazoa, Chordata, Mammalia, Didelphimorphia, Didelphidae. The record is from RefSeq and is a predicted model, not a curated record.